This is a messenger RNA of Closterium sp. NIES-65, 1572 nucleotides long. Lineage: Eukaryota; Viridiplantae; Streptophyta; Zygnematophyceae; Desmidiales; Closteriaceae. The record is from the annotation of a GenBank genome assembly.
AUGGCGCCAAUCGCGGCAGCCACGUCAGCUCGUUCGCCCGCUCUUCGCGGGGAUACUCCCGCCUCCGCGCCUGCCGCUUCUCCCCGUGCUGGUGUUUCGGAGAGUGCUACUAACGGUCGUGAUUAUAGCGAGUAUGGAGCAGAGGGAAUGUGGGGAGCAGAGGCGGAAGAUAAGGGCUUGAAUGAGGGUGACGAGUUGAAAAAGGGGUUUGGAAAAUCGGAGAAUGUAGAGGUAGAGGCUACACUGGAGGAAUUGGAGCAGUCUUUAGCGGAUCUCGAGGAGACUAUUAACGAGGAUAAGACGAAGAGCAUAGGUCGCCUGGAUGCAGCAGAAGCUGAGCUGGCGCAGCGCGAAAGCUUGGGGAUAGGCUCGGACGGGCAGUACGAUUUCGGGGAUUCGAGCUCGUGGGGGGCAGCUGGAGGGGAGGAGGUGAAGGGGGGAGUGGGAGGCAAGGGAAGGAAAAAUGUUGGGGCAGCAGGGGGGGAAGGAAGAGGAGGAGGAGAGGAGAGAGAGGUUGAACAGACGGAAAAUGGGAUGGGAGAGGGUGGGAGGCGUGGCGGUGGAGAGUGCAAGUUGUUUACCUUCUUUGAUCCGAGUCAAGUUGCGGGGGAUGUGGAGCAGGAGGCGAGCCUGCUGCACGUGUGGCAGCUGAGUUGGCUCAAGGCGGGGUGGGUCCCCGUGGUGCUGCGAGGGGAGGAGAGCAUAAAAGAACACGGAGAAUAUAACGAGAUGCUGACACGCGCAGUGGAGGGGGCGGGGGGCGUGGCAAUGAAGCCCAUCGUGACUCGCUGGCUAGCCGUGGCAGCAGCAGGCGGGGGACUGUUUGCUCACUACGAUGUCAUCAACUUCGGGGUACCCCCCCCUGCCAACUGCCUUAUUGGACCGCUGUCCACUUAUGGGGAUCUGUUCCCCUUCAUGCUCUCCGGCCAGCCAGACGACUUUGCGCGCCUAGCCCAGGCGCGCCUACCACUGCCAAUGCAGGCAGCCCAUCCCGCCCCCAGUAUCACGGGGGUGGUGUCGCCUCGCUUCCGUUUCCCUGCUGUGAGGGGCAUUGUGCGCUGCUCCCCUGCUGCUCUGCCGCUCUUCCUUCAGCCUCCCAUCCUCCAGAACCUCUAUCCCGGCAUGCCCGUGCCAGCAGGCAUUUCUAACUUGGAAUUUCUCCACGCUCUCACACACCACCUGCAAUCUCUUCCUGUGAAUCAAGAAGAUUCCACCACCGAUAACCGCCUCUCCCGGGCCGUAUCCCGGGUCCUAAACAUCCCCCUUACAGCAGCUCCGUUAGCAGUAGAAACACAGAAGCAGACAGUUGCUGUCGCACGAUACGACAUGGCGGGGGAUGUGGUAACCGUGUUACAAGCAGCGCUGGGGUUCAGGAUAGGCAGGGGGGAGGGAGAGGCGUUAGAGAAUGCUGUGAGGGCGGGGUGGGAGGCGACAAGGCCGUUUGCGUCGCAUGUGCAUGGGGAGGUGUUGGAUACGAUUCUGGGGCGCAACCUGGUGGAUGUGCGAUUGCUGCAGGCUGCUGGAGUGAGGGUGGACGAAGCAUUGGCUCGUGCCAAGGUGCUUGAUGGAUAG